Molecule: messenger RNA, 2253 nt
Organism: Canariomyces notabilis
Lineage: Eukaryota; Fungi; Ascomycota; Sordariomycetes; Sordariales; Chaetomiaceae
Product: exocyst complex subunit Sec15-like protein
Exons: 9
Coding region: 1-2253 (750 amino acids)
Biological process (GO): intracellular protein transport; exocytosis; Golgi to plasma membrane transport
Cellular component (GO): exocyst; membrane
Source: RefSeq, a predicted model, not a curated record
AUGCCGAGAAAAGCCCAGACCUGGGACGACUACGGCUCGGCUGUCACUCAGAUCAUCCUCGCGCCAUCCGACUCCGAGUUUCUCGACCAAUUGAUCCCCGUGCUGAAAGAUGCCACCACAAGCAGCCGUGUCGGUUCGCUCGUGCAGAGCCUCUCCCACUAUGCCGAGGAGCGCGAGGGUGACAUCGAGCGCAUCGGCCUGACCAAGCACGAGGAGUUCCUAGCCUCGGUCAACCAGCUCCAGAAGGUUCGCGAGGGCACCGUAGCCCUGACCGCCGAGAUCCUGGACCUCAACCAGUCCAUCCAGGCCAGCACCGAGAAGCUCGCCGAGCAGAAGCAGGCCCUCGUGAAUACCCGCGGCGUACGCCAAAACAUCACCGAAGUGUCCUCCGCUCUCGAGGAGUCUCUCAAGAUCCUGCAUGUCGUCAACAGUGCCCACGAACUCAUCCGGAAGAAGAAGUACUAUGCCGCUCUGAAAUCCCUUGAGGACCUCCAGAACGAGUACCUGGUGCCCAUCAUCCAGAACAAAUUCGCCACUCAGUACAAGCUUGCCGACAUGAUUCAAAAGUCGAUUCCCGCUUCACAGAAGCAGAUAUCGGAAGCCGUCAUGUCGGAUCUAAAAACCUGGCUAUAUUUCGUCCGCGAGUCGUCGCAGUUCCUCGGCGAGGUGGCCUUCUAUCACACGGAGCAACGGAGGGCCAGGCAAAAAGAGCGAAUGGAGGGUAAUAACUUGUUGAGUCGCUUCAAGUUGAACUCUGCCAUCGAGCUGGUCUUUGAUGAGAACGAUGAGUUCGAUGUCCUGUCAAACGACGAGAUCCAGGUCGAUUUCACGCCCUUGCACGAAGCGCUCCACAUCCACGAAGCCCUUGGGCAGGUUGACAGGUUCCGUGCCGAGUAUGCUGCCACUAGACGCCAACAGAAAGACUUGACUAUGCCGACAAACGAAAACCUCUUUGUCAAUGAUGAUGACGAUGCUCUCAAGGCGCUUCUGGAGAGUGUUGCCGGGUUUGCCAUCAUGGAAAAGGCUACUAUGCAACGCGCGCCCUUGGUGCGCUCAACACUUGAUGUUGACGAACUUUGGGACUCGAUGUGCCAGACCCUCAUCCGUUUCACUUCCAAGUCCUUGGAAAGCGUGAGCAACGCAGAGCUUGUAUUGAAGGUCAAAGACGAUAUGGCCCUCUUCAUCCAGACGAUGGAGGGCUGGGGUUAUUCUGCCUCGAUGCUGAACAACUUUCAACUUGUCUUGUUUCACAAAUACGCCGAGUUGUUGCAGCGCCAGUUUGGCGGACACCUUCAGGAGACGGUCUCCACGGAUGAUUACAUGCCCAUGAAUAUCAAAUCGCAAGAAGAGUAUGAGCAGGUUUACUCUGCCGUCCUCUUUGGUGAUGAGAUGCCUUCAGACGACGUCACCCUUCCCACGGUUCUGCCGUUCUCAAAGAUGUAUCCGCUAUGUUGCAUAUACAUCAGGAAGUUCGAGAAGCAGUUUCGCGACUUCACUCAGGAAAACUUCGAUCAUCCAAAUAUCGUUGACGAAACCCUUAGAAAGACUCUGGAUGAACUCCUCACCGACGUCGUGUGCCAAACCCUCGUGGAGCGACUGAACUCUCAAUAUCUGGGCCAGAUUGUCCAGAUUCUGACCAACCUCGAGUACUUUGAGGCUGCCUGUCAAAAGUUGGAGAGACUGUUGAUCCAAGGCCGGUCAUCCACAUCUGCCGGCGGUCCAGUGACUCUGAAAGCAACAGAGCUCUUCAGAAGUCACAAGAAGACGGCCGAAAAACGGAUAUUCGAGCUCGUCAAUUCCAAGAUCGACGACCUUGUGGACACAUCUGAUUACGACUGGACUGGGACAACCAAACCCACCCAACCAAGCAGCUACAUGGUGACACUGACCCGCUUCCUCGAAAACAUGAUGGGCUCCACCCUCCUCGGUCUUCCCCGCGAGAUCAAGGAGUAUUUCUACUUUGACGCGCUGAGCCACGCAGCCAACAAGAUCCUCGCACUCCCACUCUCCCCAGACGUGAAAAAGAUCAACCCCAACGGCGUGGCCGCCAUGGCGCUCGACGUGCAGUACCUGACCGACUUUGUCAGCAAGCUGGACAACGCCUUUAUGCUCGAGCAGAACCUGGACGAGCUGCAGCAGACGGUGGCGCUGAUGCAGUGCGACAACCCGGACGAGUUUUAUGACAUUUCGAUACGUAAUAAAAAGUACAGCCGUGUGGACGCCAUGAACGGGCCUGUUCUGCUCGAGAAGUAA